Messenger RNA from Spinacia oleracea (spinach), 2546 nucleotides. RefSeq lists its product as uncharacterized. The record is from RefSeq and is a predicted model, not a curated record. The transcript is spliced from 6 exons. The coding region runs from base 766 to 2013 and encodes 415 amino acids. Lineage: Eukaryota; Viridiplantae; Streptophyta; Magnoliopsida; Caryophyllales; Amaranthaceae.
AAGCGCUUGAUUACCAACUGCUUUUACCGACCGCCAUAAAAUUAGUCAGUAAAAAAAAAAUUAGCGACCGAAAAAAAACCAGUCGGUAAUUUACCGACCGAAAAUUUAGCGGUCGCUAAAUUUUAAGUUUACCCACCGCUUUUAAAGCAGUCGGUAAUUUAUCGACUGCUUUUUCUUGUAUUCCGACUAAAGAGCGGUUGGUAAAAAUCCGACUAUUUCCAAAACUCAUUCAAAAUUUUAAUUACCGCCUAUUUAAUAUCUCCAACCAUAUAAGCGGUCGGUAAUAUUUUAAAGGAAAAAAAAAGGUUUGAGUACUUUGCGACCAACUUUCAUUCAGAUCUACAUUUCAAAAUAAUUAUAAAAAAAACGACCUCCCACCGAUUUGGGCUGCCGGCGACGAGCCCUUCCCAGCCCAGUCGACGCACUUCCCAGCCGACGCACUUCCCAGCCGACGCACCUCCCAGCCCAGUCGACGAGCCCUUCCCUGCCGGCGACGCACCGACGCCCAGCCCCACCCCUCCACGACGCCGACGCAGGGGAUACGCAGCCGCUCACAACCACGACGCAGCCACCCUACACGUCGCCGCCACCCGCCCAGCCCAGUCGACGCACAUGUGUUUGUUCAAUUAACCAGUAUCAGUGUAGAUGGGUGUAGAUGGUGUUGAUGGAGGAAGAUUAAGAUUAAUGGUUUGAGUAAGGCGGGGAUAUCGGCCGAUUGUUGAGUAUCAUAUAAUCCUGCAACAAAAAAACUCCGAAUUUGGUAUCAUGAAAAGAAGAGAGCGUAGUUGGAUGUAUGAUAGACUCGACGGGCGCAAUCUUAAGCCCGACUUUCUCAAGGGGGUUGGAGAGUUCAUUGAGUUUUGCAAAGAGCAUCCAACAUGCAAUGAUGGUGACAAAAUAAGAUGCCCAUGCCCCUUGUGUGAUAACAGGCGUUUUCAUGAUACUGAAACAGUUAGAGUACAUUUGUACAAGAAGGGGUUUGUUCGUAAUUACUAUCAAUGGAUAUGUCAAGGGGAAAGCUUAGUAGAGUCCUCGCGUGUUCAGCCAAAUCAAUAUCGGGAUAUGGUUAUUGAUGCUCUUGGAAAUAAUCAAGAGCAUUUGGUGAAUGAAGAGGGUAAUUCAGUUGAAGAAGAACCAAAUGAUGAAGCUAAGAAGUUUAUAGACCUUCUAAAGGCAGCUGGAGAUCCAUUAUAUGAAGGGAGCAAACUCUCUGUGUUGGAGAUGGCAUCAAGAAUUGCAAGUUUGAAAUGUGAAUUCAACUUACAACACAGGUGUGUGGAUGGGUUUGCAUCUUUGAUGAAUGAUGCGAUUCCAAAUAACAACCAAAUGGGUAGAACUUUCAAUAGCACAAAGAAGGUUCUUGAGGGCUUGGAACUUCCUCAUGAGAGGAUCCACACAUGCCCUAAAGGUUGUUUGCUCUUCUGGAAAGGCGAUGCACAGUUAGAUAAAUGUAGAGUAUGCGGAAGUGAUCGGUAUAAGAAGACUGCAAAGGGUAAGCUUAUUCCAGCAAAAGUUCUAAUCUAUUUUCCAAUCACACCGAGGUUGCAAAGGUUGUAUGCUACCAAGAACAUUUCGGAGGAUAUGACUUGGCAUGCCAAGAAUCCCCGAGUUCAAAACACCUUCGCACAUCCUAGUGAUAGUCAAGCGUGGAAGCACUUGGAUACAACCUUUCCUAAUUUCGCAUCAGAGCCACGAAAUGUCAGGCUUGGUUUGUGCACAGAUGGAUUUGCCCCCCAUGGUAAAUUUGGAUCCCAAUAUUCAUGUUGGCCGGUUAUUCUUACACCAUACAACUUGCCUCCAUCGAUGUGUAUGAAAAGACCAUUCAUGUUCCUUUCUUUGCUCGUUCCCGGUCCUAAAAAUCCUAAAGGAAACUUGGAUGUGUACAUGCAACCACUCAUUGAAGAGUUGAAACAGUUAUGGGAGGUUGGGGCUAUGACUUAUGACAUCUCAAGCAAGCAGAAUUUCAACCUCCGCGCAGCCCUUUUGUGGACUAUUCCACUAUGUAAGGUUUGAUCACAGUUUCAUUUCGCGGGAUAUUACUAACGUCAUCCAGAAAUAUUUCAAGAGUCCUUGGACGUGUUAUACCAAAGUUGACAAGGAUACAAAAGAUCAUUGGUUCACUCUAUUCAAGAGGACCUAUAAAUGGUUGCCUGAGUUUGAUCACCUUGCUGUGCGUGAUUACCAUGCAAAUGCAUAUAAACGGGUUAAGUACAUCCACUACCAAAUAACAAGAAAGAGUAAUGGAAGGAAGCCAGAUUGGAUGUCUGAGAAAGUGCAUGCAGAUAUGAUGAAGCACGUGGAUGAUGAUGAAUUCAAGAAAAGAUCUGAGCAGGCUAAGAAAAAUAGAAGAGGGGGUUCAUUAACCAACAAUGUUGAACCAUCACAUUUCCAAGGUUCCAUUUCCACAACUGAGGCUGCAAAGAAAAUGGCAAAGGAAAGUGGAGGUGUGAUGCCUACAGCUGGUGACUUAUAUUUGAAGACACACACGAAUGAAGUACCGGGUAAAGGGAAAGUCCCUUGUAGUAGCAAAGCAAAGCAAAUCAAGG